Molecule: messenger RNA, 1029 nt
Organism: Saxophila tyrrhenica
Lineage: Eukaryota; Fungi; Ascomycota; Dothideomycetes; Mycosphaerellales; Extremaceae
Exons: 1
Coding region: 1-1029 (342 amino acids)
Source: RefSeq, a predicted model, not a curated record
AUGCCUCCCAACUGGGACGGCCACUCCCGCCCUCCCAAUCACCGAAUUCACCGGAGUGGCGAGGAGGCUGAGGAGUGUGAUCUUCGGCCUGGCGAUAAACAUUUUUCUCUUCUUCCGCCGUAUCCGGAACUGAGGAGGAAGAGCUCGGCUGUUUCGAAGACCAAGACCACCACUGCUGCUGAAGGGUCUGACGAAAGGGACGACGAAGACGACGUCAACUCCGGCCUGGUUGACAACGAGGCUGCCUCUCCGUCACCCUCACCAACUCCCGCUCCCCUUCUUGCGCCAACAGCCCCAUCCAGCCGCGCGCAAACCCUAGCGCCCCAGCACAGCGCGACCCCCGACCCUCGCACCCACAGCGUGACCUACCCGACCCCUUUCACGCAACACCGCGCCCGCACCUCCGCAAACCCAGACCCCGAGACCUCACCAACCUCAGCCGGCAGCAUGAAUCGCCGUAUGCAGCUGCGCCAGCGCGCCGCCGCCGCCUCCUCUUCCAAAACUAAGACCACAACCACCAGCGGGAGCACGCCAACGGUCCUCGUCCCCCAAACCCCCGCCGCCGAACUCCCAAACGACGUAGCCCGCACGAUCGAACACGGCAGCCCCGUCAUCCACGUCGUGCCGGCGACCAGCCCGUCGAGCUCCACCUCUUCCGCCCAAGAAGAUCGCGAAGACACGCCCAAAACCCGCGUCAUCCUGCGACUGGUAGAGGAAAGCAAGCAGCAGCUCGCGCGCGCCGACCGCCUGAUCACGCGCACGCGCGUCGAGAAAGCCGGUCGCAUCUUCGAAGAACGUAAACGCUGGGGUGUGGAGGCGGAACUGCAGUUAAGAAACGAGGAGAUGGAUGCGUUGGUGGCUGCGCAGAGGGAUGUGGGUGAGGGGAUGACCGCGAAGGGGGUCGUAAGCUUGUUGGCGCGCAUCGGAGGGCUUGUGAUGGUCCUGUGGGCGGUGUGGUUGUGGUGCAAUCGGGUUGAUUUUGAGUACCUUGACAUGGUGCGGAGGCGGUAUUAUGGGCUUGAGGAGUAG